AUGUGGUGGGCCCCAUGCCCUAUUUUCCUCUCAAAAUUUCUCUCCACAAGUGGAGAGAUUUUCACGGUUUCAGAACAUUCCCCCACUGCCCUCUCCCGCCAAGCUUGCAUCGGUCCUCAUUCUUUCCCGCGCCGAACGCUCUCAUCGUCGCUGGUCCAGUGGUCACAGUUCGUCCAAGCGGCUGCAUCUUCUUCAGAUUUCAACUCAUCCCUCUAUGACGAUUCCGCUAUUGUGAAACUCGACCUUGUCCUUUUCAAAUCAUACGCUGAUGUCCAUUUCAUGACGGCUUCUUGCCGAGGCUUUGUGUUUCUUAAGCCUAUAAAUGAGCGCAAAAUGAGCAACCAUAAUAAAGAAGGAAUGAUCAAGGAUCUUGAGGAAGAAAUGUUGGAUUUUGAAUCUGAAGUUAAAAGGUUCACAAAUUUUGAAGUGGCAACUAAAGGUCCUGACUUCAAGUUCAAUUUCAACUUCAACUACAACCACGUGCUACAAGAUUGGGAAUGGUGUAGGCGAAUGUGUAUUGUACAACUUAGAAAGCAUGAGGAGAGCAUUCAUGAAACAAUUAGAAGAACAGAAAAAUGUCGUGAUGUUAUUCGCAUGGGACCACAAGCAUUUAUGCAGUUAUGUGCUAAACUUCGAAAUACUGGUAGAGUUAAAGAUUCUAAAAAUGUUACUGUGGAGGAGCAGGUGGCAAAAUUUCUUCACACAUUAGCACACAAUGUAAGAAGUAGAACGAUGGCUUUUUAUUUUAAUCGGUCUAGAGAAACUAUUAGUCGUCAUUUUCAUAAUGUAUUACAAGCUAUUGUUUCUCUUGAGGCCGAAUUUCUUGUGCAACCUUCUGGCUCAGAGGUUUCUCCAGAAAUCCUUAAUAAUGAACGAUUCUACCCAUAUUUUAAGGAUUGCAUUGGAGCAAUAGAUGGAACUCAUGUUCGGGCAAAAGUACCUAAAAAAGAAGCUGCCCGUUUUCGAGGACGUAAAGAUUAUCCGACUCAAAAUGUUUUUGCUGCAUGUUCAUUUGACAUGAAAUUCACAUAUGUGUUAGCUGGAUGGGAAGGAACUGCCUCAGAUUCAAGAAUUCUUAAAAAUGCUUUAUCAAGAGAAGAUAAAAUUAUAAUUCCCCAAGGAAAAUUUUAUCUUGGGGAUGCUGGCUUCCCACUCAAGCGUGGUGUUAUAACACCUUACAGAGGAGUCCGUUAUCACUUGAAGGAAUAUUCAACAAGAGCACCACAAAAUGCAACAGAAAUUUUCAACCAUCGACAUGCUUCCUUGCGAAAUGUGAUAGAAAGAACAUUUGGUGUUUUGAAAAAAAGAUUUCCCAUAAUGGCAGUGGCACAGAGCCACAUUUUUCAAUUGAGACAAUGGUUGAUAUUGUGA
Molecule: messenger RNA, 1371 nt
Organism: Neltuma alba
Lineage: Eukaryota; Viridiplantae; Streptophyta; Magnoliopsida; Fabales; Fabaceae
Exons: 6
Coding region: 1-1371 (456 amino acids)
Source: RefSeq, a predicted model, not a curated record